This is a messenger RNA of Komagataella phaffii GS115, 2628 nucleotides long. Its product is annotated as Subunit of a heterodimeric peroxisomal ATP-binding cassette transporter complex (Pxa1p-Pxa2p). Gene Ontology annotation, molecular function: ABC-type transporter activity; long-chain fatty acid transmembrane transporter activity; ATP binding. The transcript has a single exon. Gene Ontology annotation, biological process: peroxisome organization; long-chain fatty acid import into peroxisome; very long-chain fatty acid catabolic process. NCBI's taxonomy places the organism in Eukaryota, Fungi, Ascomycota, Pichiomycetes, Pichiales, Pichiaceae. Gene Ontology annotation, cellular component: peroxisomal membrane. Bases 1 to 2628 code for a protein of 875 amino acids. The record is from RefSeq and is a predicted model, not a curated record.
AUGGACAACCUCAUCUUACCUCAUAAGCUACUUAGCAAGCGGCAGUUGAAAUGGCUGGCCCAGUUGAACAUCCGUUGGACCUCUAAGCCAGUCCUUCUUUUCUUGACAGCUGUAUUAUCUUCCGUUGCUGGUAUCAGCGCUUAUAACAUAGCAAAGCUAAUACAGAAUAUCAGAAACUAUUUGCUCAAACGGAGCAAAAACCGCCCUUUACAAAGAGGUAACAGAAUCGCAAAGCAGAUUGAGGUUCCAUACAAAAACUCUACCAUAUCCGUGGAUAUUCCCUACCCAAACUAUGAUCGGAUCAGCGUGGACAAUUUGGUCUUCAAGCAAUACAUUAAAGAAGAAAUGCUUCUCAAGGAUUCUCCAGGAGCCACUUCUUUCUGGAAAGCUAUCAACUCCAGAUUUUUAAAUAAACUGUUCAUUAUCUGGAAACUGAUUCUGAUCCCGAAAUGGUUAGAUAAGAACUCAUAUCUUCUCGUUGCCCAGUUAUCUUUACUAAUAUUAAGAACAUAUCUAACAUUGCUGGUAACCAAGUUAGAUGGAUCAAUUGUGAAGAAUCUCAUUGGUUUACAAGGGAAAAAGUUUAUCAGAGACAUCAUCUACUGGUUUCUUUUAGCUGUUCCUGCAUCCUACACAAACUCAAGUAUCCGCUAUGUUACCAAACGAUUGUCAUUGAGUUUUAGAACCAACUUAUUACGUUAUUGCCACGAUCUCUACAUGGAUAACCGUUUAGUUUUCUACAAGAUGCAGUUCAACACGAACGAGAUGUUGCCCAAGGAAUAUCAGCUGGAUUCGAAAUACAUCGACCAGUAUCUCACCGAUGAUAUCAAACAGUUCACCUCGACGUUGGCUUCUUUAUUUACCAACACUGGAAAACCUUUCAUGGAUUUGAUUUUCUUUGCAAUAUACCUUAGAGACAAUUUAGGAACUGCAGGAAUUGUUGGAAUCUUCACAAAUUAUUUCAUUACCUGUUGGUUCCUACGUUUGAAAGCCCCCAAAUUUUCCAAAAUGCUUAAGAAAAAGGCAAACUUGGAAGGUAUCUAUUACAACUAUAACCUUAACCUGAUCUACAAUGCUGAGGAAAUAUCUUUCUUUAAAGGUAUCCCUCUUGAGAAUAGAAAAAUCAAGAGUAUCUUUGGGGAUCUUCAGAAACAAAUUUUCAAGGAAAUGGUACAAAGGUUCCAUUAUGGGUUCUGGGAGGACUACAUUCUUAAAUACACAUGGUCUUGUCUCGGAUAUCUUUACUCUGCCAUUCCCAUUCUUCUUGCACCAACAUCUAAGAGGACAUCUAAUUCAUCCAAAAACAUGAAGAAUUUUAUUGUCAACAAAAGAUUAAUGCUCUCAAUGGCAGAUGCGGGUAGUCGAUUGAUGUAUUCAAUUAAAGAUGUUUCAAAAUUGUCUGGUUAUACAGACAGAAUCUUCACAUUAUUGCUGAAUUUGCAUCAAGUGCAUGAUAGUGGAUUCCAGUAUGGAUUAGAUUUGACCAAUGGCCAACAAACCUCCCUUGCAAGACUACCAUCUUUGAGGAUAUUGUCCUCUUUCACCAAUUUGAACCAUCUCAGUUCUCAAAACAUGAAGAGUUUAGGAUUCAUCAAUGGUAUCAUCCAGACCAACUACGAUGGUUUAAGAUUAGAGAAUAUCCCUAUUAUUGUACCUUCGCCUAAAGGAGCUAAUGGUCCGAAGUUGAUCGAAUCGCUUUCUUUUACAAUUAAGAAAGGAAACAAUUUACUGAUAAUCGGAAAGAAUGGAUGUGGAAAAACUGCGUUCAUGAGGUGUUUGGCCGGUUUGUGGCCCAUCUAUGAAGGCCUUCUAUCGAAACCUCUCGACUCUAACAUUAUGUACGUUCCUCAGAGGCCAUACUUCCUAUCCGCCGGAACUUUGAGGGACCAGAUCAUUUAUCCAUUAUCGAGUGAGACAUCAAAAGUGGAUGAUGAAUUGCUGAUUGGGUUACUGAAGGAUGUCGGAUUGGAAUAUCUGUUUGAAAGAUUCAAUUCCGAUUUGAACUUCAGGCCCUCCAUCAAGAACGACAAUGUUACGGCAAGCAACGGCACUGAAAGAGAUAGUGGAAACAUAUCCAAGAAUUCCUGGUUCAGCCUUUUGAGUGGAGGAGAACGUCAGAAGAUGAUCAUUGCCAGAGUACUGUUCCACAAUAAGACUUAUGUUGUGUUGGAUGAGCCAACCAACGCAAUUUCUUACGACAUGGAAGAUUAUCUUUUCAAGCUUCUCAAGAAAAGAGGAUUGACUAUAAUCACAAUCUCCCACCGAUCUUCGUUGGAGAAAUACCACGAUUACUGCCUCGAGCUUGUCAGUGACCUUAAUGAGAAGGUUGUCGAGCUGGACGACGAAAAGACCUCGGAAAUGCCAAUUACUACCCACAAGUGGAAAUUUAAAAAUCUGAGGGAAGACUCUGAUGAUUCUGAUAGCCUUGAUGAUGAGAUUUCAGACUACAGGCAUAAAAUUAGAGAUCUCUACAAGAACCACAGAAAUACUGAUAGCGAAGGAAGUUCGGUAGAGGACAGAAACGAGCUUGCUAAGGAGGAAAUCAAGAUCUUGAAGAACGAACUCUCCAAAUUGGAGGAACUAGAAAAACGCAAAUUAGAAGUCUUGAACUAUCUAGACAAUGAGUAG